Molecule: messenger RNA, 794 nt
Organism: Spodoptera exigua (beet armyworm)
Lineage: Eukaryota; Metazoa; Arthropoda; Insecta; Lepidoptera; Noctuidae
Source: the annotation of a GenBank genome assembly
CGUGAACGGACAAGCGACACUCGAGCGCGCAGCAGAGCGCGGCCGCCGGCUCGUGGGGGGAGGGGCUCUGGCGCCACGCCAAGUCGCAACCGGAACGCGGUCACUCACCAAAACAUACCGAUUUCUCGGGAAAAAUAAGAAAUCGCAGCGCACUGCUCGCUCGCAGACCUCGGCGAUACGUGGACUGCGUCGGGUAUUACAACACGACCUACUGUUACCGAUAAGGGCCCGCUUGCUGCGCCGCGCAACACUGCGGCCGCGCGACCUGUGAGGGGUGCCCUCUGUCCUCGAUUGUGAGUGACACGUGGCGAGGGCUGCGCGGUCCACGUCAACAAACUACAAAUGGUGGGGUAGCGCCUAAAUCAAGGUCCCUUCAGUUGUAAAUAAAGAGGGAAGCGAGCAAGCAGCAGCUAGCAUGCUUGCGUGAGCAGCCCAUGGACACGGUGUACCCGCCCUCAGCGUCGGCGUUGGCGCGGGGGCGCCGCCUGCGCCGCGCCGAGCCUCGCCUGCGCCAGCGCACCACGCCAGUCACCUUCGCCGAGAUCAAGGAGGUGGACGAGGAGAGCGCUGAGGCGGAGGCGGAGGCGGGCGGGGAGCGGCGGCGGCAGGCGGACGUGCUGGAGGAGCGCCUCGGGCGGCAGUUCGCCGACUUCCGGCGCCGCCGCGCGCGCCGCCACACGCUGCGCGAGCACGAGUCCCCGCCGCCGGCCGCGCCGCCCCCUCCCCCCCUGCCGUCCCUGCCGCGCGCCGCCAGCGAGCCCGCCGCGCUGCACCGCCCGCCGCAGCCCUCAUAG